AUGGCGUUCCCCAACCCCAAGAUCACCUGCUAUAGCGCAGCCCAAUUACAACAACAGCUUCAAUCAGGACUUUCAGCUCUUCGCCGCUUCGGAGACCCAGCCAACCCCUCCGACUGCCACGCCAGAGUGCCUCAAGCACAGUCUACUCAGUCACCAUCUCUAGGGCACUUCAACUCUUUCAACCAAAGGUCUUAUUCUAGUCCAACUUUGCACAUCACACAGAACCAAUCACAAAACUUGCGACAACUCGCACAUUUCCAGCAACUGCCACCCGUACCUCCUUUUGAUUCAGGAUCUCGCAGAAUUCACACCGCGCCUACUGUCCCACAAGGCACCAUGGCGACUGCUUUUGACUCUAUGUAUCUUCCGGGAGGCGACUUGUUCGCUUCCCAUGAUGAUUUCCUGCAUCACACAGAUUUCCAGUCACACGACUACAAGUUCACCAGCCCUCUCAUGAAUGAUGGCACCAUCUCUCCCUCGGAAUUGUUGAACGAUGAUUCCAUGAUCAUGUCAGCACCAAACUCCACGGCUUUUCCCCCUCUGAGCACUCCGGAUUCCGGUUACCUUGAAUCGCCUGCCACAGGUCUGAAUACUUCGCCUUUGGUGGAUGGUCUCCUCGAUGACCAGCUUAAUUUCCCGGAUCUUGAUAGCAUGGCUCCGCUCUUCCCUCCGGAUGAUUCAUUUGAUCAGUUCGCGCAAUCAGCUCUCCUUGAAGAGCCCACUAGCUUCAGUGCCGUGAACACACGGCCCUCUUCCAACGCUUCUCCUAUGGUCCGACAGAAGUCUUCUCCUGGAAGGCCUCCUUCUCACCCCUAUGGCCUAGGCCAUAGCCGCAAGCACUCUGAUGCUUAUGGAGUUAGCAAGGCGAAGCCCCGUAAAUCAUUGCCAGAGAUUAGCAUCGACAGCGAGGAUGACAAGGAAACAGCUAAGCGAAAGAAGAACACUGCUGCCGCACGAAAGAGUCGUAUGCGCAAGCAGGAGCAUGCCGAGGCCAGUGAAGCCGAGAUUGCGCGUCUACGAGCAAUGAUUUAUCGAAUGGGUGGUGACCCUGAUGAGAAAAGGUGA
Exophiala bonariae is the source of this 1065-nucleotide messenger RNA. RefSeq lists its product as uncharacterized. The transcript has 3 exons. Gene Ontology annotation, biological process: regulation of DNA-templated transcription. Lineage: Eukaryota; Fungi; Ascomycota; Eurotiomycetes; Chaetothyriales; Herpotrichiellaceae. Bases 1 to 1065 code for a protein of 354 amino acids. Gene Ontology annotation, molecular function: DNA-binding transcription factor activity. The record is from RefSeq and is a predicted model, not a curated record.